AUGUUCAGCGAGCUGAUCCAUCUCAUCCAGAACAGAAGCUCUGAGGUGGAGCAGCAGAUCAGAUCCCAGCAGGAGAUUGAAGAGGGUCGAGUCAAAGAGCUUCAGGAGAAGCUGGAGCAGGAGAUCAGGGAUCUGGAGAGGAAAGACGCUGAGCUGAAGCAGCUCUCAGAUACACCAGAUCACAGCCAGUUUCUCCACAACCUCCCCUCAGUGUCAGCAUUCAGUCAGUUCAAACACUCAUCCAGCAUCAACAUCCGUCCUCUGAGACACUUUGAGGAGGUGACAGCAGAUGUGAAAGAGGUCAAGGAAGAAAUACAGGAAGUUCUGAAGGACACCUGGGAAGGCACCUCACAUCUUAUCUCUCUGCCAGAUGUUUUACUGUCACAACCACAACCAAAGACCAGAGCUGAAUUCUUAAGAUAUUCAUGUGGCUUCACUCUGGAUCCAGACACAGCACACCAAUUGUUGGCUUUAUCUGAUGGAGACAGAAAAGUAUUGGUAGUGAACCAGCAUCGGUCUUAUCCUGAUCGUCCAGACAGAUUCAGUUUUUACUAUCAGGUUCUGAGCAGAGAGAGUCUGACUAGACGUUGUUACUGGGAGGUGAAGAUGAGAGGGAUGGUUGAUGUAGCAGUCGCAUACAAGAGUGUCAGCAGAUCAGGAGAUGAAAGUGCAUUUGGCACGUUUGAUGAUUCCUGGUCAUUAGAGUGUCGUGAAAACAGGUUUGAGUUGGUGCAUGACAGCAUCCAAACUCCCAUCUCAGGUCCUCAUUCCUCCAGAGUAGGAGUUUACCUGGAUCACAGUGCAGGUAUUCUGUCCUUCUACAGCAUCUCUGAAACCAUGACUCUCCUCCACAGAGUCCAGACCACAUUCGCUGAGCCGCUACAUGCUGGACUCUCGCUUUAUUCUGAUGGAGUCACUGCUGAGAUCAUUGUCUGA
Amphiprion ocellaris (clown anemonefish) is the source of this 936-nucleotide messenger RNA. RefSeq names its product tripartite motif-containing protein 16-like. Gene Ontology annotation, molecular function: protein binding. Lineage: Eukaryota; Metazoa; Chordata; Actinopteri; Pomacentridae. The record is from RefSeq and is a predicted model, not a curated record. The coding region runs from base 1 to 936 and encodes 311 amino acids. The transcript has a single exon.